GGGCUGUACUUUCAGACUCUGCAGUCAGAAAUCAGCGCCUGGACUGAUCCAGCAGCAGUAGCCUGCAGUCAGCCCCCAUCACCCCGCCAGGCUCCAACAGGACCGGGAUCUGCUUUCUCCAUCGGUCCGACUUAGGAUGUGGAAAUAGAGAGGCUCAGUCUGAGCCCCCACAGGUGCCUCCCAGCAUGGACAGGAUAGGGGUCUCCUUCCUGGACCCCCUGGAGGACUACGAGCUCAUCCACCGGAUUGGUUGCGGAACCUACGGAGAUGUGUUCAAGGCCCGCAGCAUCAGGACAUCUGAACUGGCAGCGAUUAAAAUCGUCAAGCUGGAUCCUGGUGAUGACAUCACAUCCAUCCAGCAGGAGAUCACCAUGAUGAAGGAAUGCAAGCACAAAAACAUUGUUGCCUACUUCGGCAGCUAUCACAGGAACACCAAGCUGUGGAUCUGUAUGGAGUACUGUGGGGGGGGGUCGCUUCAGGACAUGUACCAAGUGACGGGUCCACUAAAAGAGAAACAGAUCGCAUUCGUGUGCAGGGAAACCCUUCAGGGUUUGUAUCACUUGCAUGAAACAGGCAAGAUGCACAGAGACAUAAAGGGAGCUAACAUCCUUUUGACUGAACGAGGUGACGUCAAGCUGGCUGACUUUGGAGUGGCAGCAGAGAUUAGCGCUUCAGUGGCCAAACGAAAGUCUUUUAUUGGAACUCCUUACUGGAUGGCCCCAGAGGUGGCUGCAGUGGAGAAGAAGGGCGGCUACAACCACUUGUGUGAUAUCUGGGCUGUUGGCAUCACUGCCAUCGAGUUGGCUGAGCUCCAGCCGCCCAUGUUUGACCUCCACCCAAUGAGAGCAUUGAUGCUGAUGUCCAAAAGCAGUUUCCAGCCUCCAAAACUAAAGGAUAAAACCAAGUGGUCUGCAGGUUUCCACAGCUUUGUGAAGAUGGCUCUCAAUAAAAACCCCCGUAAAAGACCUUCAGCAGAGACACUGCUGCAGCAUCCGUUUGUGACCCAGCUGCUGACCCGGAACCUGAUCAUUGAGCUGCUGGACAUGGCCAACAACCCAGAGCUGCACAGUGCUCUGACACACAGCAUCGAUGACAGCGAGCUGGAGAUUGGGGAAAUGUCUCCAGACAAGAUUCAGUCAGCAGGAAAACAUCUGCCUGUAGAGAGGACCCCUUCUGAAGAACAAUUUGACCAAAUAAAGUUUGGACGUCCACUGAGAAAAGUCACAGAGCCUUAUCCUGACUUGGGCUCCUAUGAUGACUGGAGCAUGUCUGGAGAUGAAGAGAACUCACCGAGCCUGUUGGAAUGUGUGGAGCAAGCCCUGCAGAUGAGGAGUUUAACGAUUGCAAGAGCGCCAUCUGCUGAUGGAGGUAGGAAGAGUGGUUUGUUCAGUCCGACAGCCUCACUGCCGGCCUUCAGCUCUUUAACUUCCAACACAGAGGACAGAGACCUGACGCUGAGACCGGCCUGCACACUCGGCCCUGAUGCGGCCAUCACAGCCGACCCCGGCUCUGCAGCAGUCUUGUCCAGGUGUUCUGCCACGCAGGACAUCAGUCAGCGUUGCAGUGACCCAUGUUUGCCACCACAACACUCUGUAGUAGCAGAGAAAAGGAUGGUUUCCUCCCCAAAAAGAGAGACGCCACUGUCUCCAGAGUGGAGCACACUGCGGAAAAAGCCAGAGGACUCAAGAGCUGGUUGUCAUGGGCUUCCUCCCACCCCUCAAGUCCAUACUUUCUUGAUGGGAGCCUGCUUUACCAAAGUCUUCAACGGCUGUCCUCUAAAAAUCCACUGUGCUGCUACCUGGAUCUUACCCAAAACAAAAGAUCAAUACCUGAUUCUUGGAGCAGAGGAAGGAAUUUACACAUUGAACCUAAAUGAACUUCAUGAGGACACACUAGAAAAGCUGCUCCCUCAGCGAUGUACGUGGCUCUAUGUCAUGAAUAAUGUGCUGAUGUCUGUGUCAGGAAAGUCGUCGCAGCUUUAUUCCCACAGUCUAACGGCUCUGUUUGAGCAAAAAGGACAUCUGCAAAAGAAACACGGCAGCUUGUCUCUCAGCACCAAUCGCUUCACUGAGAGGAUCAUUCCCAGAAAGUUUGCCAUAUCUGUGAAAAUUCCAGACACUAAAGGCUGUCGGAGAUGUAGUGUGGCGAGAAACCCCUACACAGAGAGUACCUUCCUGUGUGGGGCGGUUCCCUCCGGCCUGGUGCUGCUGCUGUGGUAUGAGCCUCUCCAGAAGUUUAUGCAUCUAAAGCACAUACCAGUGCGACUACCAGAGUCUCUGCCAAUAUUUGAGCUUCUGGUUCUGGUAACAGAUGAGUUUCCCCAGCUGUGUGUGGGGGUGAGAGAGUGUAACAAUGAGGAGAGUCCAACCAGCCAGCAGCUCAAGUUUGAUAUAAUCGAGCUGAAUGCUCCUCCUGCUUCAGUGCCAGAUGGUGGCGCCCUCAGAGCUGUACAGGUUACCCAGCUGGACAGAGACACAGUUCUGAUUACAACUGAAAAAAAGGUAAAGAUAGUGGACCUGAAAGGGCUUCCAUCCAAAGAGCUGGCAGCUGAGAUCGGUUUUGACUUUCCAAUUGAAACACUAGUCUGUUUACAGGACAGUGUGCUGGCUUUCUGGAAGCACGGCCUUAAAGGAAGGAGUUUCCAUUCGGAUGAGGUAACACAGGAAAUCACAGAUGAGAGCCGAGUUUUCCGAGUUUUGGGAACAAACAGAGACAUCAUCCUUCAGAGUACGCCGACGGACGACCCCUCAGCGCUGAGCAACCUGUACAUCUUGACUGGUCAUGAAAGCAGCUACUGAGCUGGAAAACAGGCUGACGUCUUAAAGAACAAGAACCAGAAUGUUCUACCUGCUCAAGUUUAAGAAGCGAUCCCCGUUGCACUGAAGGCGGAGAAGACCUUAAUACCAUCGGCCCACAGCAGACUCUUACUGGCAGUUUCUGCAGGGACACAGCUCUCAUCCCACAUCAAGAGGCAUGUUGCUAAGAAAUGGUUGUACAACUUAUCAGUUUGUCUAAGGAAUGGCACAGCAGAAGCAGCAUCAGCAAAGAUUGUGAUCUAUCUUGCCAACUUACAUCAGAAACCUGGCUUGGAUAUUUUCAGUCCCUCUUUAGACACUGUGACCUACAGUCUCCUGUUUUUUUUGUAAGUAGAGAGUCUAGUUGUACGAUGAAUUGGCACUUUAUCCAGAAAGUGAAGGGAACAUUCGCUUCUUUAUCAGGGAAAUGCUAAACAAAUGUUGCAGUCUAGGGUUCUGCUUCCCGCGUAGAACUGAAAUGGACCUCUGUAUCUCCAUGUCAGACCAAAAUAACUGGGAUGAUUCAGUAUUUCUCCAUUUUAAUGUUUUCCUUCUACAUGCUGAAAUUUUUAUUGAAGGAUUUAAUUGUCCACAAUCCUAACAAUAUAAUGUGUAACAUCAAAAAUUUCACUAAAAAUACCCAGUUCCUUAAAGUAACAAUGGUUCAGUUGAGAUAUAAUUUGGUCCACAUGGAAACUAAUGAUUGGUAUGCAGAUAAUUUCAUUUGUAAAGAGCUGGGAUGUCUAGAGAAAAACCACAGGGUGUAAACACUGUCAGCAGGGAUGGAGUGAUGAGGCUGUAAGCUGUUUUUUUUCUCUCUCACACACUCUCUCUUUUACUCCUCUUUUUUAACAUGUCCUGUCCGGCAGUGUGGCACUCAGAAUUGUUGUGUGACUGCCAAAGUGAAGCCAAACUGAUUUACUUUCACAAAUGGAGCGUUGCAGAUUUUGCUUUAAUGCUCCAUUAAAUAUAUAUCAAAGUUUAUUAGAAAAUGCUUUGAGUUUAUUUCAAUUCUAACAUGGAGAUAGACAAGAAUGGAAGAAAGGUGGGGAGAAAGGAAGAGUAGAAGAGAGAAAGAAGCUUGGAGAGAAUAUAAAGCAAAACCCUAAAAGUCUGUUUCUAUAACUGAUUCCAUGUUUCCUGUUAUGACCAGAUUAGGAAAGAGGUGCUAACUUGGUGCUGAACAGAUUCUGGCAUGUCCAUCAUGUUCAAAAUGAAAACCUGCUGUUGACUCUCUGGCAGACUUUAACACCUUUAGAGUUGCCAUCAACAGUGUCCUGUUAGCUUUAAAAUAAUAAAAAAAAAGUGCCAAAGUAGUACGCCAUAUUCUGCUGCUUAAGCAUUUUGUAUAAUUUUAUCAAAUUGAAAUCUUUCGUGGAUACAAAUGUCUGCAGUGGAGUUCUUUGUAGCGUGGCCAGGUUCAGCUAUAGAGGCAGGUGGGGAUCUCCAUCAGGUCAGAGGUCAACUUCUGCUGCCUUUCGUUGAAUGAGGUUUGGACAUCUGAUCCUCUUGGUGCCUUUCUCUGAAUGAAGCUCUUUAGAAUCAUAAACUUCAUGUGCCAUCUUUUCUGAAUAAUUAUCCAAAGACCAAAAAUACUUUCAUCCAGACUGAUGAACAGCAGUAGUUACUUCUCUUAGGUCGUAGCUGUUUUUAUCAUUUGUAUUUUCAUAACAUACUUCGAUGAUUUAGAGCAGCACACUGAAAAUAUUGAUGUUGGCCAUAAUAUUUAAAAAGUUUUGCAAGGGACCAGAUGAUUAGAAAUGAAGGGAACCGACUAAUUAAUACAGAUGUGCAUUUAGUUUAAUUAAAGUACUGUUGAUGGAAAGAACAAUUCAGGUGUACUAAAAGUCUCAAUUCCACUACAUUGCAGUUGUCUGUGAUUGUGUAUAAUGAUAUUUAUGUUAUUUAUACUGUAAGCUGUAUUAAUAACUCCCCUUUUUUUCUGAGACACCCUUGGGAGACAGUAUGAAUUGUAGGCUGUUUUUUUUAGAUGUGUUUUGCUCUGUAUGUAUAUAACAACUGAGAAUGCAUUUUUAAUUUUACAGAAUUUUUAAUAUGAAAAAAAUAAAGAUUUUAAUGUCUGUCCUCUA
Poecilia latipinna (sailfin molly) is the source of this 4885-nucleotide messenger RNA. It is a transcript of the gene map4k2, whose product is annotated as mitogen-activated protein kinase kinase kinase kinase 2. Gene Ontology annotation, biological process: intracellular signal transduction; protein phosphorylation. Gene Ontology annotation, cellular component: cytoplasm. The transcript is spliced from 33 exons. Gene Ontology annotation, molecular function: ATP binding; MAP kinase kinase kinase kinase activity. The coding region runs from base 186 to 2798 and encodes 870 amino acids. Lineage: Eukaryota; Metazoa; Chordata; Actinopteri; Cyprinodontiformes; Poeciliidae. The record is from RefSeq and is a predicted model, not a curated record.